GUCGAACCCAGUGUGACGAGGACGAAUAUUCCUUACUAUCUCGUCAUCGAUGGUUCACUGAAGUGCCUGAGCCCAUUAAUCCCAUGGCAGAUCUACAACACGCAAUCAUGACCUGCUAUUCGCAAUCGACCCAAGAAUGUCCGUCUCCAGCAAAGGAACACGCAGCGCCGAAACUGACCUUCAAUUGGAUGGCAACUGACCUGCACCUCGUUCGGGGACAUUGAAUGGAGCGAUUUGGUGCGUGGUACCAUCGCAGCACCUUCUGACGAAUCCCUCCCAUCUUGAAGUAUAAGAACCAGCCCUUUCCGUUGGCUAUCAUCCGGGUGAUCCAUCAACUCACAGACAAGCACGGAACCAUGGCAAUUACAAACCCCACCACAAACCCCACCCCGCCGUCUUCGGACCCUUCGGUUUACCAGGCCAACUUCAACGCAUUCGCCGCGGAAGGUCAACCGAAGACGUCAACCGCUUGGCUGGACAGGGCGCGCAAGGUCUCUGAUAUCCUGGCCCCCGAUGCCGCUGCUCGGAGUAAAGAGCAGAAGAUCCCACGGGCUGAAGUCGCUCUGCUCAAAAACGCAGGGCUGCUCAAGGCUCUGGGAGAUAUCAAGUAUGGUGGUGGUGGACAGAGUUGGGAAAUUGGAUAUAAGAUAAUCCGAGAGGUUGCUGCGGGUGAUGGGUCUAUCGGUAUGCUGUUGGGCUAUCACCUCCUGUGGUCGACCACGGCGCGCAUUGUUGGCACCAAGGAGCAGCAAGAGCGUACGGAGAAGCUCAUCCUCGAGAACAAUUACUUCAUCGGGGGCGCUGUGAACCCUCGCGAUAACGACAGUCGCGUCACGCAGGCACCAUCUGGCGAUGGUCUCGUCUUCAACGGCUUCAAGAAUUUCAACACGGGCGGUGUCAUAUCAGAUCUCACAGUAUUGGAAGGGGUUUACGAAAACACAGACGGCCACAUCUUCGCCUUGGUCCAGACCAACCAGCCUGGGAUCAUCUUCUCGCACAACUGGAACAACAUCGGUCUUCGCCUUACCGAAUCCGGAUCCGUCAAGAUCGACAACGUCCCUAUCCCAUGGGAAGAUGCAUUGGGGUGGUCAAAGGAGACCAAGGCCCCGAUACCCGAGGUCCUGGGCAUCCAAUUUCCCACUUUGCUCCUACCAACCAUCCAGCUAGUGUUUGUCAACUUCUAUAUUGGCAUCGCUCAGGGAGCGUUGCGGACGGCGCGACUUUAUACGGCAACUCAGACCCGUCCCUGGCCGUUUGCCCAUGACCCGAAGCAGAGUGCCGCAGAUGAGCACUAUGUUCUGGCCCGCUAUGGGAAGUUCUUUGCGUCCCUUCGGGCAGCAGAUGCAUUGGCUGACCGGGCUGGCCAGGAGCUAGCGGCCCUCUACGGAGACCACGGCGACAAGCGAGACAUAACAGCGCGGCAGCGUGGAGAAGUCGCCGAAUGGGUCGUGAGUGUCAAGAUUGUCGCGACACAUACCGCGCUGGAUGUAACCAGUGGUGUGUUCGAGGUGACCGGAGCGAGGUCCACAGCUGAGAAGUAUGGUUUGGACCGGUUUUGGAGGGAUGUGCGCACGCACACCUUGCACGACCCGGUGGCUUACAAGGAGUCGGAACAGGGCCGUUUCUUCUUGCUUGAUGAGAUUCCGUCCCCAACCUGGUAUACCUAG
Molecule: messenger RNA, 1667 nt
Organism: Aspergillus candidus
Lineage: Eukaryota; Fungi; Ascomycota; Eurotiomycetes; Eurotiales; Aspergillaceae
Product: thermophilic desulfurizing enzyme family protein
Exons: 3
Coding region: 357-1667 (436 amino acids)
Biological process (GO): L-leucine catabolic process
Molecular function (GO): 3-methylbutanoyl-CoA dehydrogenase activity; flavin adenine dinucleotide binding
Source: RefSeq, a predicted model, not a curated record